This is a messenger RNA of Teleopsis dalmanni, 872 nucleotides long. RefSeq lists its product as uncharacterized. NCBI's taxonomy places the organism in Eukaryota, Metazoa, Arthropoda, Insecta, Diptera, Diopsidae. Bases 84 to 479 code for a protein of 131 amino acids. The record is from RefSeq and is a predicted model, not a curated record. The transcript has 2 exons.
AAAGAAAAAAAUAUAUAAAAAUCAAAUACAAAAAUAGAGCAUAAAAAAAUAUAAAAAAAAAAAUUUAAAUCGUUGAAUUAACAAUGAGCAACACUAUGACCGCACAUGAACCCAUCAACUAUUUGGACAGCAUCCUUAAUGAGGAGGAGAAACGCUGUGAAUAUAGUCAUCAAUGGCGUAAUUUCACAAUUUCACGGUCGGGACGCUUUAAGUCAAAAAAUAAAAAACGCGACGCUGUCGUCGAUGCUAAAUUAUUCGAUUCAGCCGCACAAAAGUCCAACGAUGAAAGUAACAAUCGCAGCAACAAUGCAACUGCAGCAUACAACAAGGAACAGGAUAAGUAUUCUUCCCGUCAGACGUCAUCCCUACACAAGUCCUUCCAACAACAACCACAACAAUCUGCUACGUCUUCAACUUCAACAACUAAAGUGCGGGAUAAAGCGGGCAGUUACAAAAGUUUUUAUGAAACGAAUUUAUAAAUUUAAUAAUUUUUAAUUUUUAUAAUAAAAACUUUAUUGCGAAAAAUAAUUUAUAUAAUUCUGUAUCUAUAUUUUGUAAUAUAUAUGCAUUAAAAAAUGUUUGCUAAUAAUAGAUGUGCUUCUAGGUUAAGUAGAGCUAAUAGGUAAAAAGAUAUUGUAAUCGUUAAGUGAAUAAGAAUAAAUUUAUAAUAAAAUUUACGGGUAAUCACAUUUAAUUUAAAAAAGCAAUACGUAAAGCCCCAUAAAUGGUUGGUUGUUCGGUAAAGUACUUAAGGAUCUUAAAAUUUAAUAAAAAAAAUAUUAUAAAUUCCUACUGAGUAAAUAGUAGAAGUGCUUUUUGAGCUGUUUAAUCAAAAGUAUUAAAACGUGAUAAUUAUGUUUAUUUAAAAAAAA